CCUGUUCUGAGAGAUGAAGAGAAACACGUCAUUUCUGAGUUUUGUGUAAACGAGUCCUUAGCAGAGACGUUUCUGUCUGUGAUUUUGGAGAAGAUCAAGGUGGAGAGAGGGUUUAUGGGACAUGAUCUCCUGCAGUCUCUCUGUAGGGUUUAUGUAGGCAUGUGUCAACAGAGAGGAGACUCUCACAAAGCACAUGCUCUCGUCUACAGACUCCUUAAAGAAGACUUCCUUGAAGCCCCCAAAGUGAUUAUGGUCAUGGCGACAGCAUGGCCAAGUUUUUUGUCCUAUGAAAGUUCUUUAUGCCGAGCAAUUCACAUAGUGAGCAACCUGAGAGCAAAGGGAAAGAUAUUUCACUUGCUCACCAAGUAUCUGCACUGGGAUGAGGAGCCUCCAGGAAACAUCCACAAUGCUAUCACCAGCACCCUGAAGUCUUUUCUGGAAGACAGCAGUCUGAGGUUCCUGGAGAACAGCUGGUAUGGUUAUGAUCUCUGCCCUGCUACCUGGAACUACAUCUUCAGCCUGGAUCUUCUGUGUGCACAAAUGGGCUGGACUUGGACCAUUACCAAUAUUAUACGGGGUGCUGUAGUCAUGGCUGACCCAGUGCUCUGCCCCCGGCUUUCUAUCAUCACUGGGGAAGGAUCUUUGGCUGAUCCUGAACACUUGGCUGAGGCAAGCAAGGACAGAGCAAACACCGUUCCGAGACGUCUGUGUAGCAGCAGUUUUCAGGCUACUUGGGCGACUUGGUCAACUAGGACUUAAGGAGAACAUGCUAA
Messenger RNA from Silurus meridionalis, 773 nucleotides. RefSeq names its product little elongation complex subunit 1-like. NCBI's taxonomy places the organism in Eukaryota, Metazoa, Chordata, Actinopteri, Siluriformes, Siluridae. Bases 115 to 759 code for a protein of 214 amino acids. The transcript has 7 exons. The record is from RefSeq and is a predicted model, not a curated record.